AUGGGCAGUGGCUGCUCUUCUCUCUCUUACUCUUCUUCAACUAUCAUUGCCACUGCGUUCUCUGUCUCUUCUCCAUCCUCUUCCCUUAAACUCAAUCCAAGAAGCUUCCUUUUCCAGGGCCCCAGAAAUCUAUCGACCCAAUUGAGAAAUCAGGCACCUUUGAGGUGUGGGAGAUCCCUGGAGAUGGAAUCACAGAAACCCAUGUUCGAUAAAUCAGGAAAAGUUCCAGGGGUUGGGAUGAUGCACGCCCCAAUUGCAUUGCUUCCGACGCCAUUCCCAGAAGUUUACUGGAAGCAAGCUUGUGAAGUUGCUCCGAUCUUCAAUGAAUUGGUUGAUCGUGUGAGCUUGGAUGGGAAGUUCAUACAGGAUAGUCUCUCCAGGACGAAGAAAGUUGACAUCUUUACAUCUAGACUUCUCGACAUUCACUCCAAGAUGCUAGAAAGCAACAAGACAGAGGACAUACGUUUGGGAUUACACCGGUCAGAUUAUAUGCUUGACGAAGAAACAAAAUCACUUCUUCAAAUAGAGAUGAACACUAUCUCGUCUUCGUUUUCAGGCCUUGGUCGUCUCGUUGGCGAGCUACACCAGUCAUUGCUUCGAUCUUAUGGGGAUCAUCUUGGGCUAGACUCUGAACGUGUACCCAAAAAUUCAUCCACGAUCCAAUUUGCUGAUGCGAUGGCUAAAGCUUGGUUGGAGUACAAUAACCCAAGAGCGGUUGUCUUGGUUGUUGUGCAGCCGGAAGAACGCAACAUGUACGAUCAACAUUGGCAAAGCAGUCUUCGAAACACGCACAAUAUUGUAACCAUCAGGAAGACUCUAGCAGAAGUCGAAAAUGAAGGGCGUGUACAAGAAGACGGAACCCUUAUUGUUGGAGGCCAAGCAGUCGCAGUGGUUUAUUUCAGAUCAGGCUAUUCACCCACUGAUUAUCCGUCUGAAUCAGAAUGGAAUGCAAGGUUGCUUAUAGAGCAGUCCUCAGCAGUCAAAUGCCCGUCUAUAGCUUAUCAUUUAACUGGCACCAAGAAAAUCCAGCAAGAACUCGCAAAACCAGGUGUUCUCGAGAGGUUUCUUGACAACGAAGAGGACAUUGCUAAGCUGAGGAAAUGCUUUGCUGGUCUUUGGAGCUUGGACGAUCCAGAGAUCAUCAAGAAAGCAAUCGAAAAACCCGAGUUGUUCGUUAUGAAGCCUCAGAGAGAAGGCGGAGGAAACAACAUCUAUGGAGAUGAUGUAAGGGAAAAUCUUCUGAGGUUGCAGAAAGAUGGAGAGGAAGAAAACGCUGCGUAUAUCCUAAUGCAGAGGAUAUUCCCAAAGGUCUCAAACAUGUUCUUGGUGCGAGAAGGCGUUUACCAUAAAGAUCAAGCUAUAUCAGAACUGGGGAUCUAUGGUGCUUACCUCAGGAACAAGGAGAGAGUUAUAAUAAACGAGCAGAGCGGUUAUCUGAUGCGCACAAAGGUCUCGUCAUCAAAUGAAGGUGGUGUUGCGGCUGGUUUUGCCGUCUUGGACAGCAUUUAUUUGAACUGAGAUGGAUCACAUUCACAAUCAUCCUGAUUCAAGUUUUUUUUUUCUGGUUUGUUACUUUUUGUUCUUCUUCUUGCUUGCUAAAGAUUUGUGUACUAAUUCAUGAAGAUCCCAUCUAUGUAAGACCAAACAAAUCUCUUUACAAUUCUUUCCACAAAACAUAAAUGCUUCUUCAGUUCUUUCUAGGCCGUGUGAGGGUCAUGAAAUGGACAAGUCGAUAUUUACAAUAUGAAUGUGCG
Messenger RNA from Thlaspi arvense, 1754 nucleotides. Lineage: Eukaryota; Viridiplantae; Streptophyta; Magnoliopsida; Brassicales; Brassicaceae. The record is from the annotation of a GenBank genome assembly.